AUGACAAAUGAAAUGGGAGAGUUAUUCGACCUGUCCAGCAUGUACUACAACGCAGAAAUAGAGCCUGCAGAUACUCAAUUGGCAAUAACGAAAUCAUGUUCGAUGCCGUCUACGCCACAAGACACAUCCUCGAUCCAGAUCGACCUUGCAGUUCCAGCCAAAGGAUCUGCAGCCCACCGCGCGUUGCAAAUCCCUGAGUUACUUGAACGAAUCCUUGGUCUACUAUCGAGUGCACAGUUACCCUCGAUGCGCUUAGUAUCUCGUCACUGGGAUCGAGCUGCUCUGGAGCCUCUUCGGCUCUUUCCGAUUUUCAAAAAUCGACAUUCAGAUGUGAUCUUGGCCAGGUUGAAUCGGUAUGGAACACAUGUCAUUGAGUUAGAUCUAACAGACGCCCAUCUGAGCGAUAUCAACACAAGUGAUCAAUGGGUCCGACAGUUUGUUCAGGCGAUCACGCAUCAUUGUCCUAACGUCCGGUCUCUCAAGUUGCCGUACGAAUGCUUAAGAUUCGGAGGAGUGGAUCUAUUGGUAUAUUACUAUGCUUCUAAGAAAGUGUAUCGUACCAAGGAAGGUAUCCCAGUAGCACCUCCUAGUAAUACGGGAAUUGGGCCCUCUUCCGGACAAUACAACAAUCAAGACACUAUUAGCCUAGCACAACUCCAUACCCUCAAGCUCGAUUUUUCUCAUACAGAACAUCAACCCGUCAUGGGUACGAAAAUAAUAUCGAGCAUUGGGCGUGGAUUAAAACGACUAGAGCUCAAACUAAACUUGCGCGAGUCCACAUUUAUGCAAACCUUUUUACAACAACAGCAGCAGCAGCAGCAACAGGGUUUUUUUGGCACUGUACUCCAUCACAAUCGUUUACUUUCACACCAAUCUUGUUUCUUGCAAUAUGAUGAGAUGUUAAGCGCCUGUGCUCAAGAUCUCCAAGACCUAGAAAUCAUCCCUGCCCCCCACUUCCUAGACCCGGAGCUGACGAUCGUCAGGCGAGUAUCUGUACCACUCCAACCACAUCCACAUCCACUUACACAAGGUACACAAGAUACACAAGGCACACAAGGGCAGACACAAGCACAGGUUCUAUUCACAGGAACGACCUUCAGUCAGCCCAUAAAUCCUCCUCGCCUGAUCUCAACCUUUGAGUCUCUCAAAAUCUUUGCGAAAUUCAAACCUCCGCUCACAAGACUCCACCUCGGAGGCGUCUGGUUUUCCGAACCUGACAUCUGGACUCUUUCUGAAGCAUGUCCUUUGGUUACAGAUCUUCGACUGACGAACGAAGAAUCUGAUACCCGCCCACGGUCAUCAGAUAUGAAUAGAGCAGCUCAAAACCGUACUUGGAUACAUCCAGAGGCUCCUAUUGCAAUCAAUGAUCGGUUUAAGCGUCCACUAUCUUUAUAUGUCAGUUUGAAGGCAUGGGAAGAGCUUGACUAUACUACUGAUUGCGAGGAGCCAACAAGGUCCUGGAAAGGACUGAGACGCCUGAGACUGGAUGGAAAUAGAGUAACCAUGUACUCAAAGACUCCGUGGAUAAUGCAGAAUCUGCGUGAUCUAGGUCCGUUAAGAGCCACCCAGCUAUCCUCGCUCUGCCUAUAUAACACCCUAGAUCUGACAGACCAGGAUUUGAUAGCGUUUGUGGAUAUAACCCAUGCAACGUUGCAAUUCCUCAAUGUGGACAAGAACAUACUCUUGACAGACCAGUCAAUCCGACAUGUCCUUAUGAUGUGCUCAUCUCUCAAGGAACUCUCUGCGGCAGAGCUGAACCUCACCAUGGCGGUGUUCGAGGACGAGGAACUCGGAUUGACAGACUCAUCGUCGCUAACAUGCGGUGCCAAGAUCAGGAAUGAUGUCGUAAAGAGGAAAUGGGCCUGCUCUAAUUCUCUUGAGUCUCUAGAUCUCUCCUGGAGAUUUGCAGAUGGACGACCCAUGCAUGUCCAAGCUCCACUCUAUGCUGAGAACUACGAGUCGAUCAUGAAAUCGUGGGAUCGAAACCUUCAUAAGCCCUAUCGGCAUCAUCGUCGAUAUUAUCGAUUGCUUGAACAACAGAAGCAGCAACAAAGCCUAUUGGAGAAACAGAUGGGUAAUAAUAGUGCCAGGGGUAGCAAACCCAAGCGCCCAUUUUGGCAUGAACAGGAAGGGUAUCUAAAUGAGUUUGAAGAAGCACGAGCCUUCCGACUGCACUCACCCAGGCGUCGUCCGAGUUGGAAACCCAGAAUCCCUGAAAAGCUGAUUCAGCAGCCAAGCUUGCCCAUGUUCAGCAAGCCUUGGCAGAUUGAAUCCAUCUAUGAGCGAUUGAGGAUGCUAUGCAAACUUGAGGUUUUGCAGCUUGAGGGCUGGUUAAUACCUUGGCGUGCAGCCGAUAUCUAUGCCUUUCUGGGUUAUAGCCACGAAGUUGAGUCGAGUACCAACUCUCCGGAUGUGCAUCAUAUGGAGAACCUCAGGUCGGCUAAGCACUCGCUUGAGGGCAAUGGACUCUUUUGCGGCCGUAGUGGAACAGGAACAGAAGCAUACCAUGGCUCUAAGGCAACUAAUAAUGCAGAGUGCUUGUUUGACAGUGCAAAUGCAGAUCACAUUGUGCUUUCCUAUUUGAGCAAGACACUCAUCUCUAAGGUCUAUCAACCACCCAUUGUCUCCAGUGUUGGCCAAGAAUGUCCUCUCAAGCCCAUCCCUUGCUCUUAUCUGACAAGUUUGAAGCAUCUUAAUAUCCAAUGCAAGAAAGCAAUGUUCCUAAGUAACCCUGUAGGCUCAGAUUCACCAUUUGAAAUGGAGCCAGGAGAGACAAUUGAUUUGGACAAUGACGACCUAUGUGAUAUCACGAAGUCGACAUUUGCACCAGCAUUGCAUUAUUCUCUUCCAUCUGAUCCCGAGAAAAGGAACAAGGGUGCGGAAUCCUCAAACUGUCCUCCCUACUCUUUAUCGUCACCACACCCGAGUUUGCAACCUCAAUUAACCGAAGCAGAAGCAGAAGCAGAUCGUAUGAGAAUAGAAGACCAAGCUUCAAUGUAUUCCGUCAUAGCUGCGUUCAUGAAGGCAUGCCCGCGACUUCAGACCUUUGUGAUUCGUCCACCACCAUCUGUUCUCUCUCAUGAAUAUUCAUCUUCUGCGCUGACAUCAAAGAACUUUGUUGCCACUUCUGCUGCUGCUGUUCCUGUUAACAUAAAUAAUGGUAGAUGGGAUAUGAUACGCGAGUACACAGUCCAAUUAGCAAGUACUAAUGGAGAAAACUCAUUAGUGUUGACGGCCAUGCCCUUGCCUCUAACUCAGGAGAUGAUGCACUAUUUGGGUUGUCUGUCAAAAAGGAGAGUGUUAUGCACUGUCAGGUCCUUCCCGGAGUACUCAAUUAUUCGAGAUUAA
Lobosporangium transversale is the source of this 3348-nucleotide messenger RNA. RefSeq lists its product as hypothetical. The transcript is spliced from 2 exons. The record is from RefSeq and is a predicted model, not a curated record. The coding region runs from base 1 to 3348 and encodes 1115 amino acids. Lineage: Eukaryota; Fungi; Mortierellomycota; Mortierellomycetes; Mortierellales; Mortierellaceae.